Esox lucius (northern pike) is the source of this 4831-nucleotide messenger RNA. RefSeq names its product SH3KBP1 binding protein 1 (gene shkbp1). Gene Ontology annotation, biological process: protein homooligomerization. NCBI's taxonomy places the organism in Eukaryota, Metazoa, Chordata, Actinopteri, Esociformes, Esocidae. Gene Ontology annotation, molecular function: protein binding. Bases 122 to 2761 code for a protein of 879 amino acids. The transcript has 17 exons. The record is from RefSeq and is a predicted model, not a curated record.
UUGGGAUUAUUCAGGAAGUUGAGGCGAAAUGCUUUUGGGUAGUAUGACUAGUUAACGUCAGAUAGCUUGCUAUCCACUUCUUGUUAUGGAGUAAUUCCAAUAUUUAUUUUGUGGGUAAUGCAUGACCAUUCCCACAGCUUACUGUAUUGCUGAUAUGGCAAGGAACGGAGAUAUUAUCCAUUUAAAUGUUGGAGGAAAAAGGUUCAGCACCUCCAGACAGACACUGACAUGGGUACCAGAUUCAUUUUUCUCAAGCCUUUUAAGUGGAAGGAUCUCAACCCUGAAGGAUGAAACUGGAGCGAUCUUCAUAGAUCGCGACCCAUCUCUCUUUACUCCCAUACUGAACUUCCUUCGCACUAAAGAGUUAUUUCCCAGGUCCAUAAAUGUGCAUCUGCUGAUGCAUGAGGCUGAGUUCUAUGGAAUCACACCACUGGUGCGUAAGCUGCAGCUUUGUGACGAACUGGACCGGUCCUCCUGUGGAAGUGUGCUGUUCAAUGGCUACCUUCCCCCUCCAGUGUACCCGGCGAAGCGGAGGAACAGGCACAGUGUGGCCGGGCCUCAGUACAUGGGGGGCCGGGCGAUGUCCAUGGAGAGGGUCCCGGUGAGACGCAGUAACACCAUGCCUCCCAACCUCGGCAACGCCGGCAUACUGGGCAAAGCCAUAGUGGAGGAGAGGAUCGGUGGUGCUCAGGUUGCCGACCCGGGCAUGGUCCGCAUCGUCUGUGGCCACCACAACUGGAUCGCCGUGGCCUACGCCCAGUUUGUUGUUUGCUACAGGGUGAAGGAGUCCACAGGCUGGCAGCAGGUGUUCACCAGUCCUCGUCUGGACUGGGUGAUUGACAGGGUGGCCCUGAAUGCCAAGGUGAUGGGCGGUUCCCUGGGGGACAACGAUAAGAUGGUGGCGGUGGCCUCGGGCACGGAGAUCAUCCUCUGGACUAUCUGUCCUGACGGGAAUGGCAAUGAGAUAGGUGUCUUCAGUCUGAAUGUUCCUGUGGAGGCCCUCUUCUUUGUCGGGAACCAGCUGAUUGCCACCAGCCACACAGGCAAAGUGGGCGUGUGGAAUGCAGUGACUAAACACUGGCAGAAUCAAGAUGUUGUUCCCAUUAACAGCUACGAUACGGCCGGCUCCUUCCUCAUUCUGGGCUGUAACAAUGGCUCCAUUUAUUAUAUAGAUGUCCAGAAGUUUCCAUUAAGAAUGAAGGACAAUGACCUCCUGGUGACUGAGUUGUACCGUGACCCUACAGAAGACGCCAUCACCGCCCUCAGUGUCUACCUCACUCCCAAAACAAUCCCCAAUGUGUCAUCAGGUGACAGCGGCAACUGGAUCGAGAUCGCCUACGGCACCAGCUCCGGGACGGUGCGUGUGAUAGUACAGCACCCGGAGACGGUGGGCUCUGGACCCCAGCUCUUCCAGACCUUCUCUGUCCACCGCAGCCCUGUUACCAAGAUCAUGCUGUCUGAGAAACACCUCAUAUCAGUGUGCGCUGACAACAACCACGUCCGGACCUGGACGGUGACCCGCUUCCGAGGCAUGAUCUCCACCCAGCCGGGCUCCACUCCCCUCACCUCCUUCAAGAUCCUCUCCCUGGAAGACACCGACGGGCACGGGGGCUGCGCCGCUGGCACUGAGAUAGGGCCGUACGGAGAGAGGGAUGACCAGCAGGUGUUCAUCCAGAGGGUCGUCCCGGACACCGACAAGCUCUACGUGCGCCUCUCGUCCAACGGGAAGCGGGUGUGUGAGGUGCGCUCCGUGGACGGCACCUCCAUCACCUCCUUCAUGGUGCACGAGUGUGAGGGCUCCAGCCGCAUCGGCUCACGCCCGCGCCGCUACCUCUUCAGCGGCCAUGCCAACGGCAGCAUCCAGAUGUGGGACCUGACCACGGCCAUGGAGAUCGCCGGCAAAGUGGACAUCCGGGCCCUCGGCGGCCCCACAGAAGAAGAGCUCCUGGAGCUGUUGGACCAGUGCGACCUCGCUCUGACCCGUACCCCUGACAUGAGCCCUGCUGCCUCCUUCACCCACUCCUCCACCCCCCGCGCCUCCACCUGCAGUUUGCAGUCCCAGCUGAGUGAGAGCUCCAGGGAGCGUGUUUGCAGAGGAGGUCUGAGCAGCUCGGGGCCCUUCUCUUUUAGCAUGCCUCGCCAGGCUCCUCCAGUCACUCUCGCCAAGCCCCGGGAUGUGGCAGGGUUGGCCCUGCCGACCCACCACCUGGGCCUCAGCCAGGCCUCCCUCAGCAGUAGCGGAAGUCCCCGGCCUGGCUGUCCCACCCCUCAGGACAGGGUUAGCGGCUCCGGGAGCCCCCGAACCCGCAACGCUUCUCCCCAGGACCGGGACAGUGGCGUGGGGGGCGUGCGCAGGGGCAGCUUUGUGGAGCGCUGUCAGGAGCUGGCCAAGGUCUCGGACUCUGGCGUGGGGGCGGACGGGGGCGGACGGCGCAGCCUGGCUGUGUGCAACGAGCUGGAGGCCAGACUGGGCCUGCGAACCCUGGCUUCCUUGUCGGUUCCCCCGGCGGAUUCCUCUGUGCCACUCCCCUCUACGACCUCACUGUCGUCCCCACGCCGGCCCCCGCCCAACUCUCCAAGCCCCGCCCCCGGUGCCGCGGUCAGUCCGACCCGCUCCCUGACCCCUGUGUCCCCUCGCUGCGCGGGGACCUCUCCUGCUGCCGACGUCCCGGCCUCUGACGCCACAGCAGCUAAUCCAGAGAGCCCCUCCUCUGCGUCCCCCAUCAGUCCUAAACCCCCCAUGAAUGAGACCAGCUUCUGACUAUCUGAGUAAUGUGCCUGUAAGUAGAUUUCAUGCCAGGACAGGUUGAAAAUAUUCUAAAUUAUCUGAUCUUUCUGUCAGUAUUCGCCUAGAGACCUCAUUGGGAUGAAGGACGUUUGACUGGCGUCUGAAGUAUAAAGGUUGAAUUUGGGUAAAGCAAUGUGACUGUGUCACCUUAUAACAUUCAGGCAGAAACUUUGCGUAGUUUGUGUCGAUUUGUGUUCGAGAGAAAUGUAAGGAUGUGAGAGUGCGACUACUGUUGACGUUCUACACCUAAAAGUGAAUCGACAGGCGUGUUGUUACACACUGUCAAUGGAGCGGUUGUUGUACAGGACACCGCUGAUGACUAUUAAAAUAUUGUGCUCUGAUGUUUUAUCAUUGAGCUCAUACAGUAGAUUACAUACCUCUUUACUCCGUUUGUACUUUUUCAUCUAAUAUUAUUUGCCAUUUUUUUGUGUUAAAGAGAAAGAAGACAUACCAAAAAAACAACUGAGGAACACCUUUGGCGGUGAUUUGCAUCUGAAAGUCUUAAUGAGUUAGCCUCUAAACGCUUUGCACAUCUGCAUCGUGCAAAAUGAGUUCUAUUAUUCCCUCCCAAAACAUAUUUUGGCCCAUGUCGAUGUUGGGGGUCAUGCCUAAUUUUCAAAUGUUUACCUUUUUAAGAAAGAUUUUAAACUUUAACUUGUUGCCACUCCGCAACAUUCACAGAUUUUUUUUGGUAAGCAACUCAGGUAUAGAUUUGGUCUUGUGUUGUUGGUCAUCCUGCUUAAAGGGGAAUUCCUCCCCCAGUUUCUGGUGUGAAGAAGACGUAACCUUCCUCCAGGAUUCUGCGUCCUAUUCCUCUUUAUCUGAAAUACUCCCCAGUUUUUGCUCUUGUCAAGCAGACCCAUGCUAUGAUGCAGCCACCACCUUGAUUGACAAUAAGGUGGCAUUUACCAGUGAUGCAGUGUUUUAGAUUUACCCCAAAUUGAACACGAAAACUAAACCACCAUACGCUGUUGCGUGUAAAUACAAUUGUUAAAUCCCCACCAGAUUAUGCAAUGCUGGCCAACUAGAAGGCUAUAAUGUUAAUCAACUAAAUGCAUUUAGGGUCAUAACAUAAACAAAACCUUUGCUGAUAUUGAGAUCUUACUUUUGUUGGGACAUUUGGACAUUUUCUUUAUCGUUGAAUCUGUGAUUCAAAGUAAAUACUUGACUGAGGGACCUUACAUAGUAUUGUAUGUAUUCGAAUACAGUGGAAGGAUUUAUUAAAAAAAAUAAAUGUAGAUCUCCAUUUCAAAGAUUGAGUCUGUCACAUGUGAUUUGUUCAGCCAAAUGCAACUGCUGAACUAUUUUCUUUUUUUUAAUUUGUAAACAUUCUGAAUUUUAUUUCCAACGGUUUAUAAGAUCUUUUGGUAAAUCAGUAACACAAAAAGCACAAUUGACUUCAAUUCAGUUUUUUCAAUGUUAUAUACAUAGAAAGUAGAAGGUGUCAGCAUUUAUGCAAGUCACUGCAUCUCCCUAGCAUAUUGCCAUUUAGUAUCAUUAACUAUUUCCCAAGAUGUGGAUCCAGUGCCUUAGGCACAAGUGUUUUAUAUCUUCCAUUAUGAUUUAAAACCCAUUUACUUGCGUGUAUUUUGGGAGGAAUAGCAACUUGUGGAGGCAUCGGUAAAGAUUUGUAAUUGGCUUAAGACACAGUGUAUGUUCUAGUUUAGCUCUACGAGUGCCUUAACUUGACAAUAGCCAUGCUGCCAUACUCAGGUAGAGGUUAAUCCCUUUGUGCUUUUUCUGAACCACUAUAAUUUUUUUUUUUUUUUACUAUUAUGGUAUAUUAGCUUGUUUUCCUUGUAUUGAAUGUUCUAUGUUGCAAUGUAAAAAUAACCAGUCAGUGAAUAUGGCAACCUGUUUGCCAGGACUUUGAACACCAGUAGGUCAGGAAAAGAAGGCUGUUCAAAUGUCUUCCUCUGUUUUCUGUCAUGUCCAACUCUUCUGUUUUUGUUUUUCUCACUUUGGUAGCAUUUGUUUUUUUUUAUUAUUACAGCAUUAUUACACACUUUGUCACAAGCUAAAUAAAGCAUUAUCUCAAUACUA